AUGGACAGGUUGCAGUCAUCCGGGUAUGGGUAUGGUCCGCUGAGUGAAAUGCAAAAGUCGUCCGUCCGUCUCCCCGUCAAUCCUUUGCCGGUGGACGCACUGAACCCCUUUCAGGCCCCUUCAGACCAGACGAUCAAGAAAGUAACAGCCUUGGAGACUUCCAUGAUGGAGAUCAAACGGCGUCUGGAUGACUGGACGGAGGUCACGCGACAAGGAAUUGCAGAUUUGCGGGCCGAGAUUGGUGCGGUCAAGCUCGAGCAGCGCUUUUCGCAGACCUUGCGAAAUGCGCCAAACGAAGGAGAUGCGCUGAAUGGUUUGCGGCAGGACGCAACCACCGGUACUCCUUUGGAGGGUGGAAAGCAGACGGAAGACGUUGGUGAGGACCUAAAGCAUCGCUUCGAGGUUUUUGAGGAGAAGCUGUCCGCCAUCCACAGCGAGCACAUGUUGGACACAACUUCCAUUAGAGAACGGCUGGAGGCUGCUUUACAGCAAAGUGACAGUCAGACCUCGCGAGCGGAUGAACUCCAGGCACUCCUCAAGGAAGAAGAGGGCCGUCGUACAUUGCUCUUCGUCCGUCUCGAAGCUGUGGAGGCUUCGCUGCAAGACCUGCGAACGAAUCAGCGGGACAUGGCUUCGGCAAAUGAGGUGACGGAGAGGGUCUUGAAGGGUGAGCUGAAGAAGGAGGCAUCUGGAAUGCUUCAGGAACUUGACGUUCGCCUCAAAGCCCUGGAAAGCUCAGCCAUCGCGACAGACACAGUCGCUGCGGAUCAGAGCAACGCUGCUGCCGACCUGGGCGAAAUCCGGGCAUCGCUUUUGUCAUCAACAAACGACAUUCUGCGCUUGGCCAAGGAAGUCGCAACGAUCCGGGAGGAACAUGAUCAAGCGAUUGGAGACCUUGGCAGUCUCACCGAACGUGUGGCCAAGUCCGCCAUUGCGGGCAUUCAGCGUUCGGAGGUGGAGCUGUCUCAGCUCAUCCUAGCACGGGUGGAACCCCGCGUCGCUUCCUUGGAGGCAAAGAUGGGCGGCACCCAGGCAGAGGACCUCAUGGAGUCCACCGAAACGGGGAUCAUGGGAGCCACCAGGCAUGUGGCUGAAACAUCUUCCUCCGAGGUAAAGCCCAGCUGGGUCGCACAGGACGAGAGGAAAAGCCAGGGUGAAGGCCCAGACAAUCUUCGGCAGGGUGUCAAAGACAAGCUGCAGGGAAUUACAAACGCGGUUCAGCAGGUCCUGGGGGCCCUCGAGUCUGGCGAGAAAGUCGGUGAGACUAGACCGCCAGGAAAUCUUGACAAGCAGCGCACGCAAGAGAGCUUGCAACCGACGAGCGCACGCGUUGCCGAGGCACGUGAUUUCUGGCAAGGUCCUCUUGGACGACUGCAAGAGGAGGAUGGUGCUCUUCAGGAGGUGUCGAGGGCGUGCCCAUUGGCACUUUCACCACGCGGGCCCGGACUCGCUCCCGACCGUCCUGUCUCGCCAGAACGGGCCGUGGCUGGGUCGGGGCUGGCCAGCCUUGGCCUCAGCGGGCACGGAACCGGACAUGGACGCUCCUCAAGGCCGCGGGCUUUUGCACCGGUUUCGUGGGACAAAUCGCCAACGACAUCGACAGAGAAUCUGCUGAGCCACAGUCUUCCAUUCGGCCCUUCUGGCGGCACAAGGCCGACGGCUUCUCUGCCGGCAGGUUACCGCGAGAUUCCAGGAGCCGACUCCGCGAGGUGCCAGCUCUCCGCUGGGAUCCCCUUGGCACAAGCCCACCCAGCAGCAUCGCCUGCACGCCCGAGUGUCGUGCAGCCGUGGCACGUGCUGACAGCGAGUCGCACAUUGCCCACGAAGGCGCCUAUCAAUGGCUGCCGGAACUCCCUCACCCAGGGCCUCCGGACCCGGCAAGCAUUGUGA
Messenger RNA from Symbiodinium sp. CCMP2456, 1890 nucleotides. The record is from the annotation of a GenBank genome assembly. Lineage: Eukaryota; Dinophyceae; Suessiales; Symbiodiniaceae.